Molecule: messenger RNA, 7387 nt
Organism: Clunio marinus
Lineage: Eukaryota; Metazoa; Arthropoda; Insecta; Diptera; Chironomidae
Source: the annotation of a GenBank genome assembly
GGGUGAACAGAAAAAAAAACAAUUCGUUCUGAAGCAUUUAUUUUCAAGCAAUUCUUUAAUCUUUUACACACUUUUAUUGUGCUUAUACUUGAUAAAAACAGUAUCAAUGGAGCUCCUUACAGUGCCGUUAAAAAAAACCAAUGAAGUAGAUUUGGUGAAACCCUUAAAGAAUAUUAUUCAAGGAUCUAACAUAAAACAAAGUGAUCCAUCUCAAAAUAUUGAUAAAAUUAACAGCUUCAACAAGCAGCGUAAUCAUGCCGUAUUUAAAGUUUUUGAAAAGAAUGAUGCAGCUUUAGAAGCAAUCACUGCAUAUUACGAUCAGCUAGCUGCUCUUGAAUCGAAGAUUCCAGUUCAUGAAUUUCAAGUUCCCUUUAAAUUUGUUUUCUUUUUAUUCGUAGCAUUGUCUUCGAUGGCAUAUGAAAAAGUUUGCGUUCUCUUCAACACUGCUGCCUUGCAAAGUUCCAUUGCAUCGACUCAAUGUUUAGACAGCGAUGAUGGACUCAAAACAGCAGCAAAACACUUUCAACUCUCAGCUGGAAUCUUUUCUUAUCUAAAAUCGGCUGCUCCUGCUUUGGGUCAAGAACUUACACCAGAUUUAUCUCCUGAUACUUUACAUGUUCUUUCGCUUUUGAUGUUAGCGCAAGCUCAGGAAAUCUUUGUGAUCAAAGCGAUUAAAGACGGAAUGAAAGAUCAGGUCAUAGCUAAAUUGGCGUGUCAGAACGAAGAAAUGUAUGCAGAUACUUUAAAGUAUAUGCAAAAGGAUCCCUUGAAACCACUAUGGGAUAAAGAUUGGAUACCAACAAUUGCUGGUAAACAAGCUGGUUUCCACGGACUCACAAUGCUCUACCAAGCUGGUGCCUACAAUGCAGCAAAAAAGAUUGGCGAAUCAAUUGCCUGUCUUCAAAAAUCUGUUGAACUUUUUAAAGCAUCACAAACACGUUCGGGAAAACAGUCUUUGUUUGAUGAAUAUGCAAAGAAAGCUCAACGAAAUCUGGUUGAAGCAAAGAAAGAAAACGAUUUCAUCUACAAUGCAAGUAUUCCCAAUGUUGACUCUUUAGAUUCAUCAGGAAAGUUUCAAUUGGCCAAGUUAUUACCUCUUGCUGCACCAAUGAGUGCAAACUUCAAAGAUUUGUUUAAUGAUCUUGUACCAGUAGCUUUACAACAAGCUAUAAAUGCGUGCGAAACACAAAAGAACGAUAUUGUCAACACUGAAGUUAUGAAGCUUCGUGAUGCAACUCAGACAUUGAAUGGAGUGUUGUCAAGUUUAAAUCUUCCUGCAGCAAUUGAAGUCAGUACACCUGGUUCAAGCUUACCACCAUCGAUUCUUGAAAAAGCUAAUGAUUUACGUGAAAAAGGAGGCAUUCAGUCGAUCAGAACAUUGAUUGAAGAACUUCCCGAAUCAUUGACACGUAAUAAAGAAAUUCUCGAUGAAACUGAAAGAAUGUUGAAGGAAGAACAAGAAUCAGAUCAACAACUUCGCAAUCAAUUUAACGAAAGAUGGACGCGUACAAAUUCCGAAAAGUUGAAUGAAAUGUUUCGCUCAAAUGCUUCGAAAUAUCGUGAAAUUAUUAACAACGCAAUUACAGCUGACAAAGUUGUUCGACAGAAGUUUGAAGACAACUCAUAUGGAAUUGAACUUCUCUCUAAACCUCCAUCAGAAUUGCACAAUGCAAUCCCUGCUGGUGAUGGGAAUGUCAAUAGUGGUCCAGCUGUAAUGAAGUUACGGGGACUGAUGGAAGCUGUUGAGACAAUGAAAGCUGAACGUGAUGUUAUUGAAUCUGAAUUGAAAUCGGCUACAAUUGAUAUGAAAGAUCAAUUCCUACAUGCUUUAGCACAAGAUGGCGCAAUUGACCCGAACAUGGUGGUUUCUCAUGUUGGAAAGUCUUUGAGCCCACUUCAGAAGCAAAUUGUUGAAAGUAUUGCUCGACAGCAAACACUUGUCCAAGAUAUUCAACACGCACAUCAAGAAUUCACUGCUGAAUGUGGAACAGGAACAAAUCGAAGAGAUCAACUAAUGUCGCAACUUGCAGCUGCUUAUGACAUUUUCGCUGAACUUCAGCAUAACUUGAAAGAAGGCACAAAAUUCUACAAUGAUUUAACGCAGUUGUUGAUUGUUUUUCAGAACAAAGUCAGUGACUUCUGUUUCGCUAGGAAAACUGAAAAGGAAGAAUUGUUGAAAGAUUUGACAACUGAAAGUUCACGUCAAGCUGUUGGUUCAAUUCCACCAAUACCGACACAUCAUGAUUCAACUAAAACUCCUCCAGCUCGUCCACCACCUCCAGCUGUUCAGAGUCAAUCUUCUUUCGCUUCAGCUCCAAACGCUCCUUAUCCUGUUCAGAUGCAAGGCAUGCCACAACCUAUGGGAGUAUAUAAUUAUAUGCCACCAAUGCCAGUUUCAUUUAAUCCUUACGCGACAUUACCUCCUGGUGGAAUUCCGUAUCCGAAUAAUUUCAACUUCCCACAAGCACCUCAAGCACAAGGCGCUUAUAAUUAUGGAACUUAUCCUGGUGCUUAUGGUCAACAGAUUCAACAAGGAGGAUAUCCACAUCCACAACAACAUCAACAAGAUCCAAAUAAACCAUUUGUGAGAGUUAAAGUAGAACAUCUUCGAGUAAUCAUGAAUGUCAUGAAUACAAGUGGUGAUGACUUACCUGAGUGCCCUCUGUGCAUGGAGCCUUUUGAAGUGGAUGAUUUAAGUUUCUUCCCCUGUACAUGUGGCUAUCAAAUUUGUCGAUUCUGUUGGCAUCGGAUUCGUACGGAUGAGAAUGAACUUUGUCCUGCGUGCAGGAAAGCCUAUCCUGAGAAUCCGGCUGAUUUUAAGCCUUUAACUCAAGAGCAGAUUUCUGCUUUGAAGGCUGAAAAACGCCAACGCGAUCAACAACGUAAGCAAAAAAUCACGGAGAAUCGGAAGCAUUUAGCGAAUGUUCGAGUAGUGCAGAAGAAUCUUGUGUUUGUUGUUGGAUUACCGCCACGGCUUGCCGAUGCUGAAAUUCUCAAGAAACACGAAUAUUUUGGAAAGUAUGGAAAGAUUCAUAAAGUCGUUAUUAAUCCGAGUACGACAUAUGCGGGUGUGCAAGGACCAUCUGCUUCGGCAUAUGUCACGUACGUUCAUAAUAACGAUGCUUUACGAGCCAUUCAAAGUGUCAAUAACAUCACCAUUGAUAAUCGAUCGAUAAAGACGAGUCUCGGCACGACUAAGUAUUGUUCGCACUUUAUGAAAAAUCAGGUUUGUCCAAAGCCCGAUUGUAUGUAUCUGCAUGAGCUUGGCGAUGCUGAAGCGAGUUUUACGAAAGAAGAAAUGCAUCAAGCGAAACAUCAAGAGUAUGAAAAGCGACUUCACGAUGCUCUCAUUGCUCAAAUGCAACAGCAAUCUCAACAAACUACAACAAAUCCAUUGAGUGAUUCACCGCAAGCAGAAAGUCCUGUGCCGGGUGGCGUUGUCAACAUCAACAACAACAAUGCAUGCGUAAAUCCAACACCGGAUAUAGUAAAAGAAAAAGACACGCAAUCGACAAAUGAUCAGAGUGAAGCAUGGCCGAGCUUAUCAACAUCACCAGUGACUAUAAAAGAGAGUAAAGCAAACGGAAAAGGCGGCAAUAAAGAGAAUUCAAAAAGCGAGUCGAAUAGACGACAUGAAAAAUUAAAAACGACCGAGAAAAUAAAAGGAAAGAGUCAAAAACAAAUGAAUCGCGAUAAAGUGAAGGGAACGUCAGCAACAUCUACGAUGCAAAUCAAUAAUAAUAGUAACAAUAAUCUCGAAGAUGAGCUGGGUGAGACGGAUGACACUGACGACACACCGUCUAUCAGCAGCACAUCUGAUAGUGGAACAAUAAGUGAAAGUGAUAGUGGCAAAAGUUCACCGCCAAGUUCAUUCCCUGAUCCAGUACAUCCUGGUCAUCAUUUAUCGCAAGCUAAUAACAUAAUUAAUGUUAUAGCAACAACCAGCACUCUAGCGGCGGCUUCAUCAUCGUCAUCACAGCAACAUCAUGAACCAACGAUGAAUGUCAACAAAGUUCAACAGCAACAUCAGCAGCAGCAAAAUGAUCAGCAAAAUAAAUCGAUUAUAUCAUCAUCAUCAUCGCCAUCAUCAAAUAGUAUUAUCGAAACAAACGAUAUAACAUCUUUGUAUAGAAAUAGUGAGAAGAUAAAAGAUGGAAAUAAUAGUUUGGCGGAUACGUCAGCGCGAUUGUCAAAACUUGCUUUAUUUGAUGACAAUUCAAGUUUCUUCUCACGCGGCUUUAACUCAUUCUCAAAGCUUGAUGGAAGUACAGAGCAUAGUAAAGCAAUGAAUAAUGCUCAACUUCCUGACCUACUCAAUGGAACUAUGAAUAACAAUAAUAAUAACAUGAGCCUGGAUUUAGAUCCAAAGCAAUUGUUGAAAAAUUUAAGUAGUUUCGGUUCAAUGAGUGGUAAUCAUGGUGAGAAUACUCACGACGAUUGGGAAUCGGCUUUCAAAUAUUUGAUGAAGAACAAACAGUACGAGGACCAACAACAACAGCAAGAAGAAUGGUUAAGAUGUCAAGAGUUAAGAAAGCAUUCAGGAUUAUCUAGUGGAUUGGGAUUACAUCAAUUUAACAUGUUCAACAAUGAAAACAAUGUCGACAACAUGUUUGCACAAAAUGAAAUGAAUCGCAUGAUGUUCAGUCAACAAUAUUCACAACAACAACAGCAGCAAAGAAUGAAUCACAAUAAUCCUGAUAUGAAUCACGUUCAUCCUAGCAUGUCAAAAUUCUUUGAUUUUCAUAAGAAUCAACAACAGCAACAACAGCAGAAUCAAUUUAUGAUGAAUAAUUCCAAUCUUACUGAUCAACUAAACAUGGCAAAUCUACUUGAUAGUCAUCAUCGAAUGAAUCAAAAUAGCGGAGGCUUUGGUGGAAUGGAACAAGCAAAUGGAUUGUCGCACUUACAAAAGCAGAGAUUAAUGAAUAAUAAAUACGAUAAUGGCAGCAAUAUCCCAUUCAAUACAAACAACAAUCAACAGAACCGAAUGCAUAAUAAUUCAUCGCAAUAUGUCAAUCAAUCAGUUGAAGAUGACUUAGGUUUUGAUCCAUUCAAGGAGACACAAAAAGCAUUGGCAGAAUUAAUAAAUGAUGAACAAGUAACACAGCAACAACAAAUGAAUGGUAAUGGACAAAGAGCAAGAAUGCCACCACCACCAGGCUUUAAUCAUAUUCAAAAUAAUAGUUUCAAUAACUUUGGAACGGCGUCACCACGAUCACAAUCUGGUAGCAAAUUUCCUUUUGUUCAAAACAUGCAAAAUUCAUCACAGAUGCAGCAGCCGCCAAAUAAUUGGCCAAUGCAUAUGGGCUUCAAUCAAAAUUCAAAUGAUGGCAGUUUUCCACCACAUCAAAAUAAUCAACCACCACAACAACAUAAAAGUGGUGGUUUUGGAAACAAUUUCCCAGACUGGAGCUCAUUGCCACUCGAUCCAGCGAUUGUGUCUUAUCGUCAAUUUCCACAAUUCAAUAAUCCCCAACAACAACAGCAGGCGCAAAAUAAUGAAAUGUACAUGUCACAAUUAAAUCAGCAAGGUUUUGGUAUGAAUCAUGGAAUGAAUAUGCAGUCGCAAACAUCCCCGGCGCAGGUCUUUUCCCACUCAAACUUACUCAAUAAUUAUCACAUGAAUAAUUUGGCAAAUGGCUUUACAAAUAACAGCUACGAUAAAUUUCCAAUUCCGAUGUCGUCAAUUCCACCACCUGGAUUUCAAUCUGCGAUGAAACUGAUACUUUUGGCAGUAAUUUUAUGCACCGUGAGCAUUACGGCUGCCAAAGAGAAAGCAAUUAAAGUGAAGGAUAAAGAUAUGAUGAGAAAGAUGAUUAUUUAUGAUAAGAAAAAUCCAAAUAUGUUUUACUGCCCAGUCCCGAACAAACAACUUAAAUCAUACAGCAUUGACAAGAUGAUCGUCAAAGCUCAUCCAUUGAAUAAACUUUGCGAAUAUGAAGGUGCUGGAAAGCCUGAAGAUGCCAAAACCGAUUGUUACCAAGAUGUUGAUGAAACCGAAUUUGCAUGCAAGGAAAAGUACAGAAUAAUGAAAAAUUCAAUAAAAAUUCGAGCUUUGAUCAUGGAAAGCUCAAAAGGUGAGAAGGACGAUCAGAAGCAAUUCGAGCUUCACAAGUGCAUCUUCGAUAACGAUUUAAAGAAGCUAAACCAAAUAAUAAAGUUUAACAAGGAUGUGAUUGAUAAAAAGGAUAAACACGGCAACACAGCUUUACAUUUAGCAUCGAUGCUUGGGCGGAAAGAAUGUGUUUGUCUGCUGUUGAAAAACAAUGCAACGGUGAAUGUUAAAAAUGUAUGUGGAUGGACACCUUUAGCGGAAGCAAUAUCUCGUGGAGACCGAGCAAUUAUUGAACUAAUUCUUAGGAAAUUAAAGGAACAAACAAGAGAAUCAAUUUCAAAACGAAGACCAUCACUUAAUUUGGCACUUAAUCAAAUUGCUGAUUUCUAUCUUGAACUCAAAUGGGAGUUCUCAAGUUGGGUGCCGUUAUUAUCGAAAAUCCUACCGAACGACAUUUGUAAAAUUUACAAAUCGGGAUCAAAGAUUCGUCUCGAUUCAACUUUAAUUGAUUUCAAUGAGAUGCAUUGGCAACGUGGUGACAUUAGCUUCAUUUUUCGUGGUGAUAGUGAUUCCAUGAUCACCGCAAUGGACAAUGAAGCUAAAUGUUAUCAAACAGUGAGAACGCAAGAAAAUGAAAUGGAAAUUCAAGAUGAAAUUGAUUUGCUAAUGAUGAGUGACAUCGUUAACGCCAAGUUAAAUACAAAGAAUAUCAGUUUCUCGCCUGCAAAGACUGGAUGGUUUAUUCGUGAAGACAAAAAAGAGAAAAUUUCUCAAUUCAAUUGUGAUGUUUAUCAUGUUAAUGGUUUGACGAUGGAACAGAGAAAACGACGUGAACAUCUUAAUCGUGAAGAUCUUCAAAAGAAUAAAACUUCAAUUGUUGAAUCGUUGACGAAAACACCAAUUGAAGUUGAUCCUAAUGUUGAAAUUCCACGAAGAGCAUCGUUAAAGCCACCAACGAAUAAAAAUGUUUCGUGGGAGGAAUAUAUCAAUGCAGAUGAAGCACCGACAUUAGGACGUGAUCUCGUCUUUAAAAAAUCACAAAAGACCCUCAAAGCCACAAUCGCCAUGUCGCAAGACUUUCCACUUUCGAUCGACAUUCUUCUUAACGUCCUUGAAAUAAUUGCGCCAUUCAAACAUUUUGCGAAGCUCCGCGAUUUUGUAUCAUUAAAGCUACCGAAAGGCUUUCCUAUUAAGGUUGACAUUCCCCUGGUGCCGACUGUAUCAGCGAAAAUCACUUUCCAGGAUUUUGAAUUUCGUGAUGACAUUCAAUCGGAUUUAUUUGAAAUACCUGCGGAUUACAUCGAGGAUGAAAAUCGUUUUCCAGAUUUAUGA